UCCACAACGACAUUUUGAUGUCAUUUUGUUCGCCUGGUAAACGUCAUAAAAAAAGUGAAGUACUAGUUAUGCGGUCAAAUAAAUUGUAAAAGUAAUUAAUAUUGAACACAAGGCUUAGUACAUAUUAGUAUGUAAUAUUUUAUCCAUAAAGUAUAUUCAUUAAAGUGUAAAUUAAAUGUGAUAAGUUGCACUUGAAUAUUGAAAAUGAAAAAAUUGUUUUCGAAAAUUGAAACGAAAAUCGACAAUACGGCAAGGGAAGGAAACAAUUAUAUUGGCAAAGUUUUCACUGUAGGACGGCAAACAGUCACCGUAGAGGAUAUCCUAGCAGAAGGGGGUUUUGCGAUUGUCUAUUUAGUAAAAGCAAAUAAUGGGACACGGUAUGCACUUAAACGGAUGUAUGUCAAUAAUGAACAGGAUCUCAAUGUGGCUAAACGUGAAAUACAAAUUGCUAGCAGCCUCAGUGGCCACAAGAACAUCAUAGGUUAUGUAGACUCAAGUCUCAAUGCAACAGGAGGAGGUGUUUAUGAGGUCCUCCUAUUAAUGCCCUACUGCCAAGAGAAUGUCUUAGGAUUAAUGAAGUCAAGGGGCAAAGCAAACUUCACGGAAGUUGAAGUACUCACCAUUUUCUGUGAUAUAUGUGAAGCAGUAUCUAGGCUACACCAUUGCAAAACUCCUAUUAUACAUAGGGAUUUAAAGGUGGAAAAUAUUUUGGUAAACGAGAACGGAAACUAUGUUAUAUGCGACUUUGGCUCAGCUACUGCCCGCGUGCUGAAUCCCGUUGAAAAGGGGGCGGUUACUGUGGAAGAGGAGAUCAAGAGGUACACGACGUUGAGUUAUAGGUCACCCGAAAUGGUUGAUAUGUAUAGUGGGAAAGUGAUAUCUACAAAGGCUGAUAUUUGGGCAUUGGGCUGUUUACUGUACAAAUUAUGCUUCUUCACUUUACCAUUUGGAGAAAGUACUUUAGCUAUCCAAAGUGGAAACUUCAGCAUUCCAGAUAAUUCAAGAUAUUCUAAAGGACUUCAUCAGUUGAUAAAAUAUAUGUUAGAACCGGAUCCAGAUAUAAGGCCGGAUGUUUAUCAAGUUAGUUGUAUCGCCUUCCAAUUGCUUGGAAGAGAAAAUCCUGUGAAAAAUUUAAUGAAAACUCCAACUCCUACUAUUGAAGACCUCCAAACUCCUCCAUUCGAGUCGGAAUUGAAGAAGACUCGGGAGUCUCAGGUGAAACCAAUACCAAAGACGCCUGUGGCACCGACCAUAGAGGGCACCAGCGUGAUGCCCAGGCAGCGUCCUAAAGGCAGUUCCUCAACACCUCUUAACCUCAACAACAUCCCUCUAACAUUAAGUCCUAGUCCCACUCUGACCAAGAAAUCCCACAGUCCUUCACUAGCAUCCCAAGGUAACGCCUUCAACCCUACAUUUCCGCAGAGUUCAUUCUCGCCACAAGCACUAUUCCCUGCAACCAGCGACAUAGCUCCACCUCCAGUUCCGCAACUGGACUCCCUGUUCCAGUCUUCCGUCUAUCCAGAUCCAUUCCGGGAUGACAGCGGGACUUCUCCCACUUCUCUGGAAGGCACUGGGAGCAAAAGCGAAGCAACGACGCCCAUGAACCCCUCAGAGAACCCAUUGAUGGGUUCCGGCUCCAUGACACCCAUGAAUGCCGGUUUGGGAGAUGGCAAUAGAGUGACUGAGACCAAAACACCACCAUCUUCACCGACGACGUUGUCUGUACCCAAGGGACAUCGGAGGAAUAUGAGUGAUACUACGGCUUUCAACAAGGUAUACGCCUCCGAAACUUCCCAAUUUUUAGCACCAUUUGAGUCUUCGAUAACCCGAGCGGCCCCACAAACAACAUGCGACGAUUCUCCCACCGGAGGCAGCAGACGUGGUCACACCGCCCCCGGAGCGUCUGUUUCCACUGCUGACGUCACCAGAGGGAGCACCGGAGGCGGAUGUCACCCUGGAAACGGAGAAGGGGGGCGGUCACUGUCCGCGGAUGUCGCUGACUGGAAUCCAUUCGAAGAGGGGGCAGAACAGCAGCCGCCUCCGGGUGAUAACACGUUCGGCGAGGAGUUUGACAGGAUCCGGAUGGAGGGAGAGGGUAGUACGUGUAGAGGGGCUACCCAACAAGGGGUUCAACAGCCAGAUUCGCUGCCCGCAUCUUUGUCCGAGGACCCGUUCGGAAGCGCCCCCUUCAGCUUGACGACGCGUGCUAGGGAGAAAAUAAACAAAGGGCUACAUUCCACAGGUAACGAAUGUUAAUGCUUUCUCACCUACCGAAAGUGCUAUGCAUAUGUAUUGACGUUUCAGACUAUUCUUGCAUAUGGCAUGAUUCAAGUCGUCAUAAUUUAAUUUGAUAAUUGACAAAAAUAUUAUUUGAUCUAACCAUGAUUGUUGAACGAUAUAUUCAAAGCAAUAAUUAUUUUAUUCAGAUUUGUCAGUAGACACUACCUUACCACAAGAACCUUGAGAUUUCAAAAUAAAUAUUCAGUCCGUGGUGAUGUCUAGAAUUGGGAUUGCCGUUCGUGGUCGCCAAAAGGACAAAAUCCACGUUUGAAAUAAAUAUAAUGGCCACUUCACAGUCCCAAAGUGACGUUUGGGUGUGCAUUAUCCAGUAAUGGAAUACUCGGGGUCUAUUUUUUCGAAAAUCGUCGAGGGCAAGCAAUAAGUGUGAACUGUGUUUUAUUAUCGGAAUUUUUUGCAAUUAUCAAAACAUCCUGCCUUUAGUUCGCAUACGUAAUUUCAUCAAGAUGGCGCCACACCUCACACUGCCAGAGAGACCAUGGCGCUUCUUCGAGAUUUCUUCCAUGGACUUAAUUAUGUGGGGGGAGGGGUGUACCUGAAAAGUAAUGUCUAUGAAACAAUUAUUCUUGAUAAUAAUUAUUGAGAUAAAUGUUUACCAUUUGUAGUUUUUUUUUAAUUAAAUCUUAAAUCCGAAUUCUGCCGCCGGAUAAAUUUCUUAAACCCGCGGUUUUUUAGCUCUUGGAUUGAUAGUCUCUUUACGAGAAAAAAAUCAUCAAGAUUUUGGAAAUACUUUCCUAGUUAUAGAUGAACAGGCGACAUGCCAUGUUACAUCCAAAAACCACAAUAUCUGAAUUUCUAAAUGUUUCGGGAUUACAAUACUUUUUGGUAAUGGAAAAGUUUUUCAUUUUUUUCAAUUCAAAUCAAAUUUUAAGAAAAAUGACAUAAGACUGUGAAAAAAUUAUCGAUCUAUCUCUAAAAACAAAAAAAGCUGUGACCAGCAGUAAUAUUUCACGUCACGACACCGUUCCCAGUGAAAGCGGCUGAACGUCCUAACACGUAUAGACUUACAGCGCAACACGUGGCAGUGGCGACGAAUCGUCCUCCACCCAAUUUGGUUUCUUAAAUACAGUACGGUUAUUAAGUUAUGAGCGAAAUUACAAAAAAAAAAGUUGUUAUAGAUACUUUAUUGUUCCAAAAUGUGCGUACCAACACGAUUAAAACUUCAAAUAAAUAUUUUUUUCCAAAUACCUUCGCAUGACAACAUCAGGAAGGCCUGUGAUUUGAUCCAUUAUGAGAAUUACAGGUCCUUCUUAUACCUAUCAUUUAUUUUUUCGGUAGUUCGAAAAAUCUUUUAGAAGAAAUGACUAUAUUUCAAAAAUUAUAUAGUAAGUAUAAAAGUAUAUAAAAUAAAAAGUUUUUAAUAAUCGGCCAUCAGACAUCAGGAAUGCUAAACAAAUAAAAAUAUUCAAAACAAAUCUGAGGCACUUUCUUGUCGAGAAAUGGUACUAUGCAGUCUCCAAGUUUUGUUGUAGUUUUGCUUGUUUGUGAAUUACUUGUAUAGGUUAUUUAUGCUCAUUUUAGUGUAUUUGUUCAUACAUAUAUAUGUAUGUUAGUUCAGUUUAUUUUUUUAUAUCUAUACAUUAUUUUAAUAAGAUUAGUUCCAUAGAUAUAUAAGUAUGUCAAAAAGAACAAUAAAUAACACAAAACAAAAACGCCCUCUGAUUGGUUGUAGGAGGUUGUAGGAUCUCCGUGGGUCAAUAGUAAAAUCGGGCCUAAGGAUCACAUUUAUAGCCGUUUUUUGGGAUUAGGUGCCGUUUCAGAAAUGAUCUCUCCUUGGCUCUUGAAGAAACAUUUAUUAUUACAUUUUUUUCAUUUUUUCAGAAAUGUAGAAAUUUUCAAUAUUCAUAACCGUCAGACCAGAAAAUUUUGAUAAAUCUGAAAAUGCUGAAAACCAUGCAAUUUCGAAAACUUUCCAAAUUUUAAAAACCUGUGCUGACAACUGUUACAGUUACAAAAAGUUUGAUUUGACGUGCACAGUUAUUGUAUGUACUAACGACUAACCCGACUAACACUGCCGUUAACGGAUAUGGACGCCAGACACUUGGGAUAUGUGACGUAAUUCGCAAACUAAAGGCAGCAAUUGUUUCACCAUCUUUGACCGACUACAAUUUUAGUUAAUUAUAUCUCAUCUAUAUUUUGUUUGUGUGUAACUUUUUAUUUGAUUCUGAAUAUCAACAAACUUCUCCAUUGGCGAAGAAAGUUAGAACUCAGCAUUGCUGACUUUCGCGAAUUUUUUGUCACGUGAUUUAUUAUUGUUGUGUGAAAAAGUGAUACUGUGUGUAGCAUUUUUGGUACGUUGUUGCUUUCCAGGUGUUAUAAAUUCUACUUGAUAAUUGUAUUUUUAGUAUGGGAUAUGUAAUUGACAAAUAUCUUUUAAAUAUUGUACAACCCGGUACCCGUAAUUUGAUGCUUCCGUACUAUUUACAUUUCAAAAGACAUCUCAAUGUACCUAAAGCUAUAUUUUUAUUAUACUUGCAAUAUUAUUUUGAUGACAAUAUAUUUUACUAUGGUCUAUAUAUAGUUUACGCGUGGUCUUGCCAGUAUUUUACAUAAAUAUGUGUAUACCACAAAAAUUAUAUUAGUUACAAUCAACUGCAUAUACGUUUACAUCUUAAAAAAUUGCAAAAAUUACCUAGACGUGAGAGGGCAAUAAAGAAUGCCUGUUUGUAAAGAAUUUUGUUCAACAAAGAUUUGGAUUUUGUGGUUUACAAUCAUUUGUGUGACGCAUUAUAUCAUAUGAGAGGUGCUAAAUAUUUUACUAAACAUUAUUAACAACAUGUUCGCGCUAAAAUUAGAAUCCGUAUGUUGUUUCUCUGAAGCUGCUUGUGGGAUAUUCAUUCUUCUAACAUUUCAUUUACUUACGAAUGAAUAUCAUCAUUGGUUUAACUAAUAGCUCAUAUAUGGAAUAAAAAUGCUACAAACCACAACUGCACAAACGUAAAGGGACAUUUUUCGAAAUUUCAAGGUGGGUUUUCCAGUUAUAGACUGCACUGUAUAAAAGAUGACAUCGAAUGAUUGCACUUGUAUCUUACAUUGCUUAUUAACAUCUAGUUUAGCUCUAUUUCAUUUUGGCAAAUGAAAGUUUUGUUUCUUAUUGUAAUUUUGUAAAAUAACCGAAAUAACACAUGAAUGGAUACAUCAAAAUAUCUCGAAAAAAACGUUUCCUAGAGAAACAUGUUUGAGAACAAUGUUAUAAGGUUGAAAAGGGUUGUAUAAAAACCACCUUGAACGCGACCGUGACUGUGACCUUCAAGGUCAUUAGAAGACAGCAUUUUUUUUAACGACCCCUAUUGUUGACACCGAAAAUGUACAUGGCGGGAUAUUUUACGUUCAAGUAACUCUUUGUCCAUGACCUUAAUUAUAAGCUUCAAGGUUAAAUAGGGUGCCCAAAAGGAAUGGAUACAUCAAAGUACCACGAAAAAUAUGCUACCCAUAAUCAAAGUAACGGCCAAGCACAUGAUAGUGUCCCAAAAUCUAUGACUUUUAUAUCUCUAACCAAAACUAAUGUGCUUACUCCGAAAUUUCAGAUGCAAGGUCAUACUUGAACGUAAAAUUGGUCGUAAUUUGCAUUUCCGGAAUUAAAAAUGAAUGUUAACAUUAAAAAUUCAUUUCAUCUUCAAAUGAACUUGAAGGACAUAGUCGUAUUUUUCGAGAUAUUUUUUCCUUCCCAUACUUUAUGGACACUCUCAAAUACCCAUGUAGGUCAUGGUCAAAUUCAUGAGCAGACACUUUUCGAGAUAUUUUGAUGUAUUAAUACUUUUUGUAUGGCCGGCAUAAUGAAUAAAAAUAUACAAAACGGUAAAUGACAUGUCUGUGUGUAAUUGUAUAUAAUUUUCAUCCUGCAUAUUAGCAUUCCAGAAAAAAAAAACAACCUGAAUUUUAUUUUCCUUCUAGUCAAGGUAUAUAUUUGUAUAUAGUAGAAAACCAUUAAAAUUGUAGAAUAGAUUUAGCUAAAUAUCCAACAUUUGGAAUAUUUUUUUUUGGGUGAAACUCAAACUUUUGGACAGGCUGUUUCGCAGAUUGUAGGUCAUUUCACGUAUUUUGAUGGAUCACAUACAGGUAUCACUUUAAUACAUCAAUCUCCCUCAUACGAGGGUGGGUCAAUAAGUUCAUGAAUCUCCCCCUCUUAAUUGGAAGGGCGACAUUGCUUUUGUCAACAAGCAUCUGUCACUUGCCUCCUAUCAAAUUUUGAACAAGCUUCGUCAUAUAGUUUGUGUUUGUCAGACAUUUUUUGCAGGCGACCGCGUGAAAUGUGAAGAAAAUGGACAGAAAUGAAUUUCGUGUGCUCUUCAAGUAUUAUUUUUUUGCGGAAAAAACAUCACUCAAACUAAGGCUAAGCUUGAUAAAUACUAUGAGACUCUGCACCAUCAAUUUCAAUGGUAAAAAAGUGGUUUAAUGAAUUUCAAACAAUUGCAAAAAUGUACGAUAUGGUGUUGGCCUAUCGAAGAUUGAAAGUGCGCGAGAUUAUGGGAGCUAUAGGCAUAUCACAUGGCUAGGUGAUUUCGAUUUUGAACGAUUACGUGGGUAUGAGAAAGCUAUCUGCAAAAUAGGUCCCGCGGUUACCCACAAUCGACCACAGACGCAAUCGUGUGACAACUUCGAAGGAGUGGAUGGACGAUUUUUUGCGCUAUUUCGUAACCGUGGAUGAAACCUGGAUUCACCACAAUACACCAGAAACCAAGCAGCAAUCAAAACAGUGAGUUUCUUCGGCCGAAUCGGCGCCAAAGAAGGCCAAGCUGCAUUUGUCAGCAAAUAAAGUCAUAGCGACUGUGUUUUGGGUAUAAUAUACAUUGAUUAUCUUCAAAAGUAAAGAACAAUCGAUCGUGAAUAUUAUGCCAACUUAUAGGAACGAUUCAACGACGACUUGAAGAAAAAUCGACCACAUUUGGCCAAGAAGAAAAUUAUUUUGCACCAAGACAAUGCAACGGUGCACAAAUGUAUAGUCUUCAUUGCUAAAUUGUCCGGGUUUAGCCCCAAGUGACUAUUUGUUGUUUCCAAACCUAUUUUGAGGACCUUGACAAAUCUUAUUUAAUGGAUGUUAAAAAACUUUAGACUUGGAGGGUAUGUUGAGAAAUAAAAUGUUUUUUUGUCAAAUGACCUGUGUUUAAUGCAAAAAAGAUUUAUUGACCCGCCCUCGUACAUACAUACAUAUGCAAUUUGCCUCUCGCCACCUCGAAACUGUUCUUGCUAACGUGUGAGUAUUCCUCAGCUAUGCCUGUUACUAUGAAUGUGACGUUUUUUUGUUGAUUUUCAAGACAUACAUAGGAAUCCUAAAUACAUAUAUUGGAAUAUUUUUUGAGUAAGUAAAUAAAAGCAUCGAUUCUUUAUUACAAAAUUCAUGUGAUAGUUAAGUUUCGCACAUGAUACAGUAGGUAACCUGGUUACUUCUUUGUCUGACAUUGAUACGUAAUUGCCAAAAACUGUGUAAAGACCUAUAAUUCAAUGAUUCUGUUGUUGAUUUUGUCGGAUUAGGUUUGAAAAGUUUAGCAGAUUCUGGGUAUCAAUGAUUGACGUAAGAACAGAAACAAAAAUUCGAAGCAAUGUUUAAGAAAAGCUAAACCUAUUCUACAGUAGAACAAUUAUUUUGUGAUGUAGUCGUACUAAUUUUUGUAUUCUACUAACUACUACUUCAGAUUACCCAACAGGUAAAAGGCUAAACGGGAUUUGAAGCCAAAUAUUAUCAAUCGUUGAUUGAGAAUUGGUAUUUCUAAAUUCUUUUCCCUGCUUGGCAAUAUCUGUGAGAAAGGGCCUAUUGCAUCUAGACGAGCUUAUCAACAAAAAAUUAAGAAUUAUUCAUUAUCAAUCGUAUCUUUAGGUAAGUACAAUUCUGUUAAUAAGCUCGUCAGAGAACAAAUAUGCUUGAGGUUGUUGAGAAAUGGUGUGCACAGAAUAUAGAUAUAUUUGUAUUAUUCUCUUUUGGUGUAAUUGAAUUGUAAUUUUGAUCCACGAUCACUUUUCAUUUUGGAACAGCAUUUUUAGAAAUAUUUGCCCCUAUAUCGUCCUCCAUAGAUUUUUUUAAGGCGCUCCAGAUCUGCAUGCUUUCAGUGUCAUGUGUGUUUUAGUAUAAGAUUCAAUUAAAUAAAUUCAACUCCCAUGAUCUAUAGAAAUAAAAAAAUAUGAAACUGUAGUCAUAUGAUUAUCAUUGAUAAAAAAUAACCAUCACUUCGUCGUCACUGAAUAUUUAAAAAGCCUACAAAGCUUUUUUCUCAUGACAUUUGGGUAAGAAAACACGAUAUCUUAAAUUCUUAAAUAUUCGCAGUCACUAUAUUUUUUUCGCGAAUUAUUGUGCAAAGUUAAAAGACGCGCCCAACUUUUGAAUUUUUGGGAAUAGCUUAAUCCAUAAUUGAUUUGUUCGAAGUGUUAGAUAGUCUUUGACUCAUUUUUUUAACUAAUAUAAGUAGUUUUCUAUUUGCUUCAGCAACCUUCAACAGUUCACACAAGCAGAUCUAGAGCUUGGAUAAUAAUAAUACUCUUGAUAUUUUAUUUCCUUUAUACACAGUAUGGAUAAAUAAUACUAAUAAAUUAAUUGUUAUUGUGAUCAUCUUCAAACAACUUGUACAGCUAUAAUUAUUGUAUUUUAUUCAGCAAUAAAAUUGCUUUACGUUAACAGCUUUGUUUAUUUAACUCCCUUCCGGAAAUUGUUAUGACAUUUUGGGGGAAAUGUAGUUUUGCCCAGCGUCUAAAAAUGGCUGUUCCAGAAUAAUGGUGGUGGGCAGUAUUAACAUUUAUCUUUGCACUAAUUAACAGCUUGACACCCACAACUAUUCGUUUGAAACAGCCUUUUUGCCGCUAGAUUUAAGCUUCAUAGUCCAGGAAUUGAUAUAUUUUAGGCCGAGAUCCCAUAGCAUUAAUCUAUUUUUCACGAACUCC
Molecule: messenger RNA, 9168 nt
Organism: Acanthoscelides obtectus
Lineage: Eukaryota; Metazoa; Arthropoda; Insecta; Coleoptera; Chrysomelidae
Source: the annotation of a GenBank genome assembly